This is a messenger RNA of Zophobas morio, 1893 nucleotides long. Its product is annotated as lipase 1-like. NCBI's taxonomy places the organism in Eukaryota, Metazoa, Arthropoda, Insecta, Coleoptera, Tenebrionidae. The transcript has 7 exons. The coding region runs from base 1 to 1893 and encodes 630 amino acids. The record is from RefSeq and is a predicted model, not a curated record. Gene Ontology annotation, biological process: lipid metabolic process.
AUGUGGUCACCGUCACCCGUCACGAUUUUAGGAAGUUUCCUUUUCAUUUAUCUUUACGCAAUCACUAGGAAGAGAGAAUAUGCUCUUUCGACAAUUCCCGAAAUUUUGACCACACGUGGAUACCCAAGUGAAGUACACCAUGUGACUACUCCUGAUGGCUAUAUUCUAACCCUUCAUAGAAUCCCUCAUGGCAGAAACAAUACAAACUCGAACAAACCCGUGCUGGUACUCCAAGGUAUAUUAUUAUCGUCGAGACAUUUCGUUUUUAUGGGGGUAGAGCAAAAUUUAGGUUAUAAACUAGCCGACGAGGGUUACGACGUAUGGUUGGCCGACGUCCGAGGUUGCUACAGCUCUCGCAACCACACCACCCUCAACCCAGACAAAGACCCCAAAUUCUGGUACUUCAGCUGGGACGAAAUGGGCACCAUAGAUGUCCCAGUACUAAUCGAUUACAUUCUAGAAACCACCCACCAACCUAAUCUCUACUACGUGGGUUAUUCCCAAGGUAGCGCUCUUUUCUUCAUCGCGAUGUCCACCCGUCCUGAGUACAACGCCAAAGUUAAAGUCCACGUGGGGUUGGCACCAGUUGCGUACUUAAACCACAAGAAAACCCAUCCUUUUCAAAUCGUAGCCCACUGGAACGUCGUCUUCGAUACACUUUUAGCAAUCUUCGGAAUCGACGAGUUCCCACCACCGAUUUUCACGUUCAUGAAAAGAGUGACAUGCAGAGUCAGUCCAGAUUUUUGCAACUAUGUUUUCAUGGUACUUUUUGGGUAUAAAGCGUCUGAAGUGAACUCAACGGUUCUUAAGAUUUUUCUAGAAGACUUCCCGAUUCCUGUGUCUAGAAAACACGCAGUCCACGUUUUGCAGUUGAUUGAAUCGGGGUACUUUCGGAGGUACGACUUUGGUGGGGAUAAUAUUGAGGUGUAUGGUACUUCCACGCCUCCUUCGUUUAAUUUGUCGGCUAUUACGGCUAAAAGUCACUUGCUUUAUAGCGACGAAGACGAUAUGGUAACUGAUGUUGAAAUUGACAAGUUGUGUGAAGAUCUAGGGGAUGCUUGUGCUGAGAAAUUUUUAAUCACUGAAGGUACUAUUAGGCAUCUGGAUUGGGUGAUCGGGACUGGGGUUCAGGAGUUGGGGUAUUCCAAACUACUAAGUGUGAUGGCUAAUUAUACGGUUUUAGGUUUUUACCUUUACCCAGUCUCUGCAAAUAUAGAAGACGUCCAUUUGACAAUUCCCCAAAUUUUGACCAAAUAUGGGUACCCUAGUGAGUACUGCUUCAAACAAACCCGUGCGGGUACUCCACGGAAUAUUUUUUUCUUCGAGACACUACGUUGUUGUCGAAGUGGAGCACGACUUAGGUUCUUAAACACAUUUUUGAAAGUCUUCAGAACUGACGAAAUCCCACCACCGAGUUUCGCUAUCCCGAAGACAGUGACAUGCAGAGUCAGUCCAUUUGUUUGCAACCAGUUGUUAAUAUCCAUGUUUGGGUAUAAACAGUCUGGAGUGAACUCCACCGUUUUCAAGAUUUUUCUGCAAACUGCUCCGGUUCCCAUUUCUAGGAAGCAAGGGAUUCACGUUUUGCAACUGAUGAAGUCGGGGUACUUUCGGAGGUACGACUUUGGUCGAAAUAAUGUUAAGGUGUAUGGUACUUCGACCCCUCCGACGUUCAAUUUGUCGUCUGUCACAGCAAAGAAUCACUUGUUUUAUAGUGAUAACGACAAUAUAGUGACUAACGUUGAAAUUGAUAGGUUAUGCGAGGAACUGGGUGGUGCUUGUACCGAGAAACUUUUAAUCUCGGGAGGUACUAUCACUCACAUGGACUGGGUGUUUGGGACUGGGGUGCGGGGGCUAGUAUAUUCGAAACUUGUAAACGUGUUAGCUAAUUAUUAA